GUAUCCUCGCAGUAGAAUAAAGACAGUAGAAGAAAUCACGAUGAGGGCGGACUUUGCGCACCGCGUCUUAUCCAUGGCUUGUCGAUGGUAAAAUAUACAUGUCGGGGGAGAGCAAUUCAAUUACAUUAUAGUAACAACCAUCUGUUCUACACUGGACUAUGCUAUGAGGACAAGGCCCAGCGAUGACUGAUGUGGAGCCUGUUGUCACCGACUUCGCAGCCACUGGGAGGACCGGCCGGAGGAACGCUGUACCUGAUAUUGUCGGGGCGGGGCCUGACGACAUGUCGGACAAACUAGCCGAGCUCUCUGUUAUAGAUGAUGUAGAAGAAGAAGGUGAGGGCUCAUCCUCUGGAAGCCCAACAAAGAGUCCUACAGAGGGGGAAGAAAAGGCAGAGGGGACUUAAGAGGGAUCUGGUCGCUGGCUAACUGAUUAGGAGAGUAGAACAAGAGAGACUGUCUCCACCACGGCCAGAUUCUCCUCAAACAACCCCCAUUGACCAGACAACUGUAAUCGUCAUGCACUGUGCUAUGCAACAUCAGGAGACCUACGACGGAAACAUAAAGGACUAGCAAUGUGAUGAAGGGAUGAGGCUCGGUCAUUGUUUCUUUUUAAGUUUAAUGUGGCAUUCAAGCCACAAGUCCCAUCAUUCAUAACAUGUACAGAGAAUGAGCCUGAAAGUCUUGUUCAUAUUAGCAUAUGCAGUGAACUGUUGAUGGUCGGGCUUGACUCAGAAAAAAAUGUAUUUCAUGUUUGAGCGAGGGACUUGUACAGAUGCUAUAUUCAGAAUUGUUCCAAUGAAAGCAUUUCCUCUGAAUGUCAGAUUGUUGCAGGAAUGUUUUUGCACCAAAAAGUUUAAACAUUCCAUUUGGUGAUGUAAGUAACAUUUGUAUCUUAUAAAUGUGGUUUAUUAGUGUGCUACAGUUUUAUCUGGACGUGUGUGUUUUUUACUGUUAAAAUAUACAUUAUUAACAACAGAGUUAUUAGAAAUGAAAGAAUAUGUGUAUUUUUAGUCUGUAAAUAGUUUUACAUUAUAUUUCCCACCCUGUAAAGACGCAAUUCAAUGUCCACUGCAGCUAAUAAACAUAACGCUUUAUGUAA
This is a messenger RNA of Esox lucius (northern pike), 1099 nucleotides long. It is a transcript of the gene pkib, whose product is annotated as protein kinase (cAMP-dependent, catalytic) inhibitor beta. Bases 183 to 404 code for a protein of 73 amino acids. NCBI's taxonomy places the organism in Eukaryota, Metazoa, Chordata, Actinopteri, Esociformes, Esocidae. The record is from RefSeq and is a predicted model, not a curated record. Gene Ontology annotation, molecular function: cAMP-dependent protein kinase inhibitor activity. The transcript is spliced from 3 exons. Gene Ontology annotation, biological process: negative regulation of cAMP-dependent protein kinase activity. Gene Ontology annotation, cellular component: nucleus; cytoplasm.